AUGACCCCGCCGCAUCACCAUCCCACCACCGAACACCAAUCCACCAAUCCACCACCACCAGCCCAAUCGACACGACACACCCUCCGGACACCACCGACCACAAUCAAAAUGGUCGACAUCGUCCCCCUUUCCAGCUACCCAAGCUACAUCGACCUCCUCCCCUCAAUCCAAACCUGCAACAUCACCAACCUGCCCGAGAACUACUUUCUAAAAUACUACCUCUACCACGCCCUCACAUGGCCCCAACUCUCCUUCGUUGCCGUCGUGCGGCCCAAGAACGGCUACGCUAAUGGCUCCGUCGUCGGCGAGUACCCCAAAGUUGUGGGAUACGUGCUUGCCAAGAUGGAAGAGGAGCCGACGGAUGGGAUGCAGCAUGGGCACAUUACCAGUUUGAGUGUCAUGCGCACGCAUCGCAGGUUGGGGAUUGCGGAGAGGCUGAUGCGAAUGAGUCAACGCGCAAUGUCCGAAUCCCACCGCGCAAACUACGUCUCUCUGCACGUGCGCGUUUCCAACACCGCUGCAUUGCGCCUAUACCGCGACACACUGCGCUUCGAAGUCGAGAAAGUGGAAAGCAAGUACUACGCCGACGGAGAAGACGCUUACGCGAUGCAUUUGAAGCUUGACGGCCAGUGGCUGGACUGGAAGGCGAUUGAGAAGCGGAUUGCUGCUGAGGAUAAGGCUAAGGCUGGUGAGGAGGAUGAUCAAGAUGAGGGGGAACCCGUCGGGGAGAUGGGGAAGAAGGAUGGGAAGGAGGAGGAGAAGAUGGUCAAGGUUAAGGUUGGGAGGGGGUUGGGGGUGGGUGAUUUGGUUGAGAGAAAUGAGACUCAGGCUUGA
Messenger RNA from Penicillium cinerascens, 834 nucleotides. Its product is annotated as peptide alpha-N-acetyltransferase complex A subunit ARD1. NCBI's taxonomy places the organism in Eukaryota, Fungi, Ascomycota, Eurotiomycetes, Eurotiales, Aspergillaceae. Gene Ontology annotation, biological process: N-terminal peptidyl-glutamic acid acetylation. Gene Ontology annotation, cellular component: NatA complex. The record is from RefSeq and is a predicted model, not a curated record. Gene Ontology annotation, molecular function: protein-N-terminal-glutamate acetyltransferase activity; protein N-terminal-serine acetyltransferase activity. The coding region runs from base 1 to 834 and encodes 277 amino acids. The transcript has 2 exons.